Messenger RNA from Cyphellophora attinorum, 933 nucleotides. RefSeq names its product putative oxido. The transcript has a single exon. The record is from RefSeq and is a predicted model, not a curated record. The coding region runs from base 1 to 933 and encodes 310 amino acids. Lineage: Eukaryota; Fungi; Ascomycota; Eurotiomycetes; Chaetothyriales; Cyphellophoraceae. Gene Ontology annotation, molecular function: oxidoreductase activity, acting on the CH-OH group of donors, NAD or NADP as acceptor.
AUGUCCGACCCGAAGGUCGCCGAAGCGAAGCACUCUGACGUCUACCCUUACAUCGACCUCCAAGGCCCGCUGAAGGACUCCGCCAAGGGAAAAUCUGUCCUCAUCUUCGGCGGCGGAUCAGGCAUCGGCAAAGCUAUUGCCAUUGCUUUCGCUGAGGUCGGUGCCGCCAACGUUGUCAUCAGUGGUCGUCGCCUUGAAGCACUGGAGGCAGUCAAGGAUGAGAUGAAAGGCAGAUUCCCAAACACCAACGUGGUUCCCAUCGCCGCCAACGCCACGAGCGUGGAAGAAGUCGACAAGGUCUUCAGCGACACCAAGUCCUCUGGCAUCACGAUCGACAUCCUCGUCAACUCUCAAGGCGCCCGUACCGGCCGAUCUCGACUCGUCGACAGUGAGCCCGAUCGUUGGUGGGCGGACAUCGAAGUAUACUUGAAAUCUCCCUGGCUCACGACUCGAGCAUACAUCCGCUCACUGACCAGACCUGCUGAGCCACCAGCUGAGCCAGAGAAGUUCAUCAUCAAUGUCACUUCUCUCGCCUCAAAUGCGCUUAUGCCUCUGGGCACGUCAUACUGCCUGCCCAAAGCCGCUCUCAACAAGCUCACCGAGCAUACUGCUGCUGAAGCGUCGCCGUACGGUCUGCAAUGUAUCGCCUUGCAUCCUGGUGGAGUAGCCGAUACAGACACCACGAAGCACUCACCGGCUUUCAUGAUUCCUUUUUUCACCGAAAAGGUGGAGCUGGCUAGUGCAGUCACCGUCUACUGCGCGACGCCGCAGGCCAACUAUCUGAAUGGUAGAUAUCUGGACGUAAGAUGGGAUCUGGAGGAGCUCGAGAAGCAGAAGGAGAAGAUUGUGAAGGACGACUUGCUGAAGAUGGUGGUUCUGGGGGAUGCAAGGAUGCCUAUCCCUCCGCAACUGUGGAAGACUAUCACCGGCUGA